Molecule: messenger RNA, 4576 nt
Organism: Macadamia integrifolia
Lineage: Eukaryota; Viridiplantae; Streptophyta; Magnoliopsida; Proteales; Proteaceae
Product: putative disease resistance protein RGA3
Exons: 7
Coding region: 164-3037 (957 amino acids)
Biological process (GO): defense response to other organism
Molecular function (GO): ADP binding
Source: RefSeq, a predicted model, not a curated record
GGGUAUUGUAAGAGAAACCAACGAGGUACUUACGGAUUUAGAAUGGCGAAAUUUACAAGGUGAAAGAGUGUGGAGGGAGUUUACCCUGAUUAAAGAAUUAUAUUACAAAGCAGAUGACGUGUUGGAUGAGUUGUCAUAUGAAGCCACCAGGAGAAUUAUUCAAAUGGAGGAGGAGGAGGAGAAGGAGAUCCAAAAGUACUGCUGCAUGAUGAACAGAAAGGAAAUUACAAUGUCUAUGAGAGAUUAUGCAGCUGGAAAAAUGGGUAUGAGAGAUUUUGCAGCUGCUGGUAAAGAGUUGAUGAUCUCUUCUACCACUCUCGGACGACGACGAGGACGAGGUGUUCAGGAGGAGUAUGAAAAGCUUCAGGGUAUUGUAAGAGAGACAAAAGUGAUACUUAUGGAUCUAGAGUGGCGGAAUUUGCACGAUGAAGGGAAUGAUGAAGUAAGAGAGUGGUUGGAAAAGACUACAAAAUUAUAUUGCGAAGCAGAUGACAUGUUAGACGAGUUGUCAUAUGAAGCCAUGAGAAUUAUUCAACUGGAGAGGGAGGAGGAGAUCCAAAAGUACUACUGCAUGACCACCAAAAAGGUAUGCAUUGAUUCCUUGCCAUUACUGUUAUUCUGUCCCAGAAUGUCUCGUAAAAUCAAGGAUUUCCAACAUGUGCUAGAUGAGCUGAAACAAAAACUGAAAAUGAAAUUCCCCGAUUCUAGAGUGGUAGAGAAUCAUGGAAUACAUGAAGUAGGCCUCUCACUGACUACCAUUGAUAUUGAUUAUGCUUUUGAACAAGUAUAUAAAAUUGAUGUGGAUAAAACAGAUCAAGUAUUUGGAAGAGAGGAGGACAAAACAAAGAUUGUUAAUAUAUUGUUAAUGGAUCAUCAUCCAAACAAUAUUAAUGAACAACAGAAGCUCUUAGUCAUCCCAAUAAUAGGGGCUCCCGAUGCUGGGAAAAAAACAGUAGCAAAGCUCAUCUUCGAUGAUGAGACAAUAAAGUCACAUUUUGAUCUGAGAUUUUGGGUUUAUGCGAGGUCGAAGGGGUACGAAUUUGAAGUGAAAAGGGUUGUAAAAGAAAUAGUUGAACAGUCUCCUAGAAGAAGAAGUAUGGGUGAUUUAACAAAUUGGGACAAUUUACAACACAUGUUAGAAGAGAUUUUGAGUGGGAAAAAGUUUUUACUUGUGUUGACCGACGUGUCUCUCUGGAGCAGAGAUGAAGAAAGAUGGAAUAAUUUAAAAACUUUGCUAAGAGUUGGGUCCAUAGGGAGCACAAUUAUUGUAACAUUACAAUUUCGAAGUGAUGCCUCGAUAAUGGGGACAGUUCCUCCAUAUGAAUUAGGUGAACUAUCACUAGAAGCUAGUUGGGAAUUGUUCAGGAGAAAAGCAUUUGCAUUUGGGAGCAGAGGAGGUGCACUGGAGAGUGCAGAUCUUGUUAGUAUAGGACGGAAACUUGUUCGGGAAUGUGGAGGUUUUCCAUUAGCGUUAACAAACCUAGGUGCCAUGAUGUGCUUCAAGGAAAAUACAGAAGAGUGGAAAGCUGUCCUAAAUACGAUGAGAGCAAGAAGUUUCUAUGGUAUUCAAAAGACUAAUGUGCUGAAGAUUUGUUACGAUGACAUGGAGUCACCAUUGAAACGAUGCUUUGCAUAUUGUUCAGUAUUUCCCAAGAAUUUUAUAAUUGAGAAGAAGAAAUUGAUUCAACUGUGGAUGGCGCAAGGUUUCCUAGAACAAGAAGCAUCAUCAUCAUCAUCAUUGUUGAUUAAUAAUGGUGGUGGAGAUCAUGAUGGUGUUAUAUUAAUGGAGGAUAAAGGUAAUGCAUAUUUUAAAUCACUGGUGAUGAGGUCCUUCCUUCGAGUUGUCAAAAUGGAUGAUAAAGGGGAACCAUUAGAGUGCAGGAUGGAGGAUGGUUUACAUGAUUUUGCAUUGGGAUAUGUUGAUACGGGGCCAUAUAGUGGAACCUAUUAUCUAUCACAUCUUGUUCGUGAUGAAUUUAACUCAAUUCCGGGCAUAUUCUUCUCCAUGACGAACCAAGUUCGGACAUUGCUUGAUUGUCCUAAUGAUAUUUCUUCUUAUGCCAAGUCAAUCAAGUUUUAUAAGACUCUGCGUGUACUAGAACUUAGACACAUCAAAAAAGAUGAGUUGCCAUUAUCAAUUGGAGAGUUAAUACACUUGAGGUAUCUUGAUCUUUCCCAUGGUAGGUUUAAAUCAUUACCUGCCUCGAUUUCCAAACUCUACCAUUUGCAAACUUUGAAGUUGUUACAUUGUAGAUUUCUUCAAAGAUUACCUGAAGGGAUGACAAAACUGAUCAACCUAAGGCAUCUAGAAAUUGAAAGUAGCCUGAUCACUCCAAGAGGUUUUGGGCGACUAAGUAACAUUCAAACCUUCACUAUAUUUAAGGUGGGAAACAGUGUUACCGAAGCUGGUAUAGAAGAGCUUCAAUGUCUAGAACAACUUGGAGGAAGGUUGAGUCUAAUUGGUCUCAACAAUGUUAAAAAUGGAGCAGAUGCUGAAGCGGCAAAUUUGAAGGAGAAAAGACGACUCCAAGAGUUGACAUUAGAAUGGGAAUCGGAUUGGCAUGUUUGUACCGAAGAGGAUAGCAAGAAACAAGAAGUCGUAUUGGAGGAACUCCGACCUCAUCCAAAUCUAUUUCUUUUGCGGAUACUACGUUUCAGUGGCACCAAGCUCCCUACAUGGUUGAAUAAUAGGAAUUCACAUCUCUUAAAUUUAAGGGAACUGUGUAUUUACUCAUGUCACCAUGUAAAGUCUUUGGAUAUGACAGAUCUGAGGUCUCUUCAGAAAUUGAUGAUUUCAUACUGUGAAAAUAUGGAACAUGCAGGAGUUGAGGGUCUCAUGCACUUGGAGCUUUUGGAAUUCAGGGGAUGUGAUAAGCUGAAAUCUCUUGGAGUCAAGAAGGGCACAAAUCAGGAAGAGCAUCAAGUGGGUUCUUCACGAGACAAGCACGUGCACAAUAUAGUGAAUCUUCGUAGUCCUUUGAAGGUGCGGAUAGAAACCUGUGAUCGUCUUACAACUUUACCAGAGAAGCUCCUGUAAUCACUGAAGACACUACAUAUAGAAAAUUGUGCAAACCGAAUGGUUUUGACGAAUGGCUUAGAGAACCUUUCAUUGCUUCUUCACUUGCAGAUAGAAAAUUGUCCAAAUCUAAAGGAAUUGUCAAAGGGUGUAGGACAUCUCUCAUCUCUUCAACACUUUGUAAUUAGGGAAUGCCCUAAGCUCAUGUUUUUAUCAGAAGAGAUGCAAUACUGGACAUCGCUGCAAACACUCAGUGUAGUUGCUUGUGCAAACCUAAGGGAUCUGCCAAAGGGCAUUACGAAACUUACAUCACUUCAAGAGUUGGAGAUCAAUGGAUGUGAUUUUUUGGUCUCCUUGCCAGAAGAGAUGCAGCAAAUGAAGUCGUUACAAUUACUAAAGAUUGAGCGGUGUUCACAUUUGAGGGCUUUACCUGCCAGCCUGGGCAACCUCUCAUUGCUUCAAGUACUGGAAAUUUCAAGUUGCAAUAGCUUGAUGUCUUUGCCGGGAGAAAUGCAGAACUUAAAAUCACUAGACAGACUGAAGAUACAAGGCUGUGAUAAUCUGAUAUUACCAGAGGAAAAGGGAAACCCCUACACCCUUCGUGUGUUGGCUAUUAUUGGUUGUCCUAAUCUAGAAGUUCUACCAGGGGACUUAGGAAACCUCCAAAACCUCCGUCUAUUGGAAAUAACUGAUUGUUCCAGUCUAACAUCUCUACCAAGGGGCUUGGGAGAGCUCUCAUCACUUGGAUCUCUGUACAUCCAAAGAUGCCUUAAUCUGACAUUGUUCCCUGACACUUUGCCUCACAUGACAUCCUUACGAGUACUUUGGUUGAUCGAGUGUCCCAAACUAGAAGUUUUGUCCAGCGGGUUGAGAUCUCUGUCAGCACUUGAGAAGUUGACCAUAUGGGGAUGUCAUAAACUCAUCAAGCUUUUUCCUGGGGAGGACUUCUUGGGGAUUCAAGCCCUGAACUCAUUACAAGAGCUGAUCAUUUCGAAUUGUUCAAAACUACAAACCCUUCCAUAUGGAUUGGAGAAUCUCCCGUCACUUAAAGUGCUGGUUAUUUGGAAUUGCCCCGAAUUGGAGUCUUUUGAGAAUGUGAUGCUACAGCUGAAAGAGAGAAAGUUACAAAAAUUGAACAUAGAACACUGUCCUUACCUAGAGAUCAUAGAUGAUGCAUCUUAAUCCUCUGUUACAGACUACAGAAUUAUGAUGCUUCAACACUCCAACUAUGAUAUGACACUGCCCAAAAAAGAAAAAAAAAAAAAGAGGAAGAAGCUAUGAUACGACACUUCAAAGGGUUUUGAAAAUGGCUGGUUUUCCUUCAGAAGGCACUGAUACGAGUGGGACAGAUCCCCGAGGGCCCUGAAGGUGAGGAGUCUUCAAGGUUUGAGAUGUUUAUGAUUACACAUAAGAAGAAGAAUGGACAGUAGGUAGAUGUGGCUUCACAAGAAACAAUGAUAAAGUGUCAAAUGGCAGAGUUGAAGCAAGAAAUGGUGGAAGAAAGAAAAGUUGAUGGAAGCAUUGGCAGAAAAAUGAAAAAAUAUGAAGCAAGAGCUGGAA